CUCUAUGAACUGGACAGCGACCCGAAGCGCAAAGAGUUCCUGGACGAUUUGUUUGGCUUCAUGCAGAAGAGAGGGACCCCGGUCAACCGGAUCCCCAUCAUGGCCAAGCAGGUGCUGGACUUGUACACCCUCUACCGGCUGGUCACGGAGAAGGGGGGCCUGGUGGAGGUCAUCAACAAGAAGAUCUGGCGGGAGAUCACCAAGGGGCUCAACCUGCCCACCUCCAUCACCAGCGCCGCCUUCACCCUCCGCACCCAGUACAUGAAAUACCUCUACCCGUACGAGUGCGACAAGCGGGGGCUCAGCUCUCCCGGCGAGCUGCAGGCGGCCAUCGACAGCAACCGCCGGGAGGGGCGGCGGCAGACCUUCGGGACGGCCCUCUUCAACUACUCCCCGGUGGGCACCCCGGGGGUCCUGUCCUCCCCCAAGAUCCCCAUGCCGGCCCUUGCCAUCUCGACCCACAACUGCAACCCAAUCAGCCAAGUCCACGCCAUCAAGAAAGAGGACGGUCUUCUUUCGUCGACGAUGCCCGGCCGCCUCACCAUCCCGGUCAGUUUAGCUGGGCAUCACCUGGUGGCCGCCCAGGCAGCCGCGUCUCAAGCGGCCGCCCUGGAGCAGUUGCGAGAGAGGUUGGAGGCGGGAGAGCCUCCGGAGAAGAAGAUGGCCCUGGUGGCCGAGGAGCAGCAGCAGCGCCUGGUCCAGCAAGCCCUCCAGCAGAACCUCCUGGCCAUGGCCUCGCAGUUCCCCGUCAACAUCAAGAUCAAUAACCGCGGAGAUGACGGACAGGAAGCGGCAUUGAAUCUGUCCACCAACGGCAUUAGCAGCAUCAACAUGUCAAUAGAAAUAAAUGGAGUUGUCUACACAGGUGUGCUGUUUGCCCGACGAUCCGGCAUCACAGGCGGCGCAGCAGGCGCCCACAGCCACGCCGGCCCGGUGACGUCGCAGAACCAGCUCUCGUCCACGGUGUCGCGUGGCCACACUCCAGCCAGCACUUCACCAUGAGGAGGGAGGAGCUCCCCGGAGCCUGCCGGUCCCGACGUCCACCCUAACU
Pogona vitticeps (central bearded dragon) is the source of this 1051-nucleotide messenger RNA. The record is from RefSeq and is a predicted model, not a curated record. Lineage: Eukaryota; Metazoa; Chordata; Lepidosauria; Squamata; Agamidae.